Molecule: messenger RNA, 1059 nt
Organism: Exophiala spinifera
Lineage: Eukaryota; Fungi; Ascomycota; Eurotiomycetes; Chaetothyriales; Herpotrichiellaceae
Exons: 1
Coding region: 1-1059 (352 amino acids)
Source: RefSeq, a predicted model, not a curated record
AUGGCGUCUCUGAAACAUGUCUUCGACAGGUCCACGACCGGCACAUCGGUCGCAGAGAUCUUCUCUUCAGCCAUCAAAGGCAAAACCAUUCUGAUCACUGGAAUCAAUAAGGGUGGUCUUGGUGGCAAGAUGGUCGAAAUCCUCAGUGUCCAUUCCCCAAAAACGCUUAUCUUGGCAAGUCGCACGCCGUCGAAGAUCCAAGAGAUUAUCGACACUUGGAAGGCAGGCUCGCCAAACACGACAUACAUUCCUGUGGCACUGGAUCUUGGAUCGCAAAAGUCCUGCCGGGAAGCCGCCUCCUCGAUCUUGUCCAACACCCAAAUUCAGCAGAUCGAUCUUGUUUUCAACAAUGCUGCGGUCAUGAGCCUUCCGCAGCGCGAGUUUAGUCCCGAAAACAUUGAAAGGCAAUUUGCGACAAAUCACAUUGGGCAUUUCCUUUUCACAAACCUGAUCAUGCCGAAAAUCAUUACAGCUGCGAAGGCAAGCCCCAAAGGCACAACACGGAUCGUCAAUGUCUCGUCCCGAGGUGUCGUGUACAGCCCUGUUCGUUUCACAGAUAUCAACUUCGACAAGGUCAACGAAACCCUCCCUGAAGCUGAGCAGCCUGCAUACGAGGCGCUUGCUUCAACCGGCAGACAUGUUGAUAAAAAGGAUCGUUACAGCCCUGAGGUGGCUUACGGGCAGUCUAAGACAGCUAACGUUCUAUUCUCCUUAGCGCUCACAUCCAAGCUCUACGAGAAGUAUGGUAUACUCAGCUUCGGCCUCCACCCAGGGGCAAUAAUGACUGAAUUGGCCCGCCAUAUGGACCCGGAGAAGUUCGCGGCUGUGGCGGAGAGAUUCAAGAAUAUGUUUGUGUCGGUGGAUCAAGGAUGUGCCACGUCUUUAAGAGCUGGAUUGGACGACAGCCUGGAUCCAGCAGAUUUUAAGGGCGAUGGGAAGGGAAUCUUUCUAGCUGAUGCCGAAAUUGCGGAUGCCCCUGCAUGGGCGCAUGAUCCAAAGCUUGCAGCGCGGCUUUGGGAUGUUAGUGAGAAUCUAGUGGGACAGAAGUUUGAAUUCUAA